AUGUCAUUUAAAGAAGGUUCUAAAUUCCCAGAAGGUGUUGAAUUCACCUAUAUUCCAAUUCAAUUAGAAGAUUUAACUUUAAUUGAUCCAACAAAAUGUCAAUCCACAACCACUUUGAAAAUUGAUGAUAUCUUGACUAAAUUAUCUCAAUCUGAUGAAUCUUCUAAGCUUGUUUUUGUCUCUGUACCAGGUGCCUUCACUCCAACUUGUACAGAAUCACAUGUUCCUGGGAUAUUAGAAAAUUUGGACAAAUUGAAAAGUAAAAAUGUUGGUGCUAUUGUUGUUCUUGCUGUGAAUGAUGCAUUUGUAGUUAAUGCCUGGGGUAAAAUAUUAAUUAAAGAAUACGUUAAACAAUCAAACAAUAUCCCAGAAAUUUAUUUUGCUAGUGAUGGUGGAUUUAGUGGUAAAUAUGAUUUGGCAGCUGAUAGAGGUGGGGUUUUUAGAAAUAAAAGAUAUGCAGCUAUUGUUGAUUCAAAAUCUAGAGAUGUUUCUUAUUUAGGUGUUGAAACUGAAAGAGGUGUUCAUGUCUCUGGUGUUGAUGCUCUUUUAGCUAAAUUGUGA
This is a messenger RNA of Candida tropicalis MYA-3404, 561 nucleotides long. It is a transcript of the gene AHP2, whose product is annotated as Ahp2p. Gene Ontology annotation, biological process: hydrogen peroxide catabolic process; cell redox homeostasis; cellular response to oxidative stress. The coding region runs from base 1 to 561 and encodes 186 amino acids. Gene Ontology annotation, molecular function: thioredoxin peroxidase activity. The transcript has a single exon. The record is from RefSeq and is a predicted model, not a curated record. Gene Ontology annotation, cellular component: peroxisome; cytoplasm; mitochondrion. NCBI's taxonomy places the organism in Eukaryota, Fungi, Ascomycota, Pichiomycetes, Serinales, Debaryomycetaceae.